AUGGCCACUCUUCCUUACUGCACUCUGCAUCCUCUAUCUUCUUCUCUCACUCCUUCAAAUUUGGUUCACUUUUGUCCAUGCUCUUCCAAACGUUCUUCUUCUCUUCUCCAAUUCCCCUCCAUUCUCAGACACAAAGUCACCCAGAAGCCUAGGUUGUUGAUGAUCGUCCACCCCAUUUUGCUCUUUAACGGCGUCGCCACCACUUUCUAUUUCGACACGCAAACAGUCAUCGUUACUGUCAGUGUUUUGGCCGCCAUUGCUCUUUCUCUCUUCCUUGGCCUCAAGGGUGAUCCGGUGCCUUGUGAGCGAUGUGGUGGCAACGGUGGGACAAAAUGUGUGUUUUGCGACAAUGGCAAGAUGAAGCAAGAUAUGGGAUUAAUUAACUGUAAAGUAUGCAAGGGUUCAGGUUUGAUAUUCUGCAAGAAAUGUGGAGGUUCUGGCUAUUCCCGUCGGCUAUGA
Messenger RNA from Sphenostylis stenocarpa, 459 nucleotides. Lineage: Eukaryota; Viridiplantae; Streptophyta; Magnoliopsida; Fabales; Fabaceae. The record is from the annotation of a GenBank genome assembly.